AUGACCACCGUGUGUGCGACACCCAAUUCUCCCCCCGAGCUCUCCGGCUCCAAAUCCUCCAAAUCCUCCUCCUUCCAUUCCUCCUCUCACCUGGACGGCCCGGACAGUGCCUUCACGGAUAUCUCAAAUUUCGAAGAUAUCGGCUUGGAGGAUGAUGCCGAUUUAUCCUACAUGGAGCCAGUAGGGUCAUACGGCCGCGCUGGGGCGAUGGCCCGGUCGCCCGCUGCAAGAAUGAUCACAACUCGCGACUUGACCGCUACCCCGAAGCCGCGAAAGCGAAGUCCCUUACCGCCGAUGAAAGGAGCAAAACCCCCUCAAUCCGGCUCUCUCAUGGCUAAGGCUGGCAACCGCCGAGAUUCAGGUAGCACGCUGCAAUCCCCCGGUUUGACACCAUCUCAGCCUCGCCGAUCUCGAUCUGUCUCCCCACUCCGCCCGACCUCCAGUCGCUCCACCUCGAGCACCAGUCUGGCUUUGUCUCCGCUGUCCGCGCGAGCACCCGUUCACAAGCAAACCUGGCAACCGAAUCGCAAAUCGCUCAAGGACCUGGAGGAAGAAUAUCACGACUCGGAUGACGAACUACCAGACGACGCAAGCUUGUGGAACAUCCCCAUUUCACCACGCCCAGUGCAAGAGCGAGCGCCUUCCCGACCUGCUAGUCCCAAUGGGCGCAGUCCCGGCCGCCGGCCACUGCCCAUCCAGCAUACCAUUUCGCAAGAGCAUGUUACCAAACUGCCCGAGGACACGGCCAAAGCAUCCCGCAUGAAGCGUACACCGCGAUCGAGCUCCGCAGGACCGGAGCGUGGUCAGUUAUCGCCACGCAAUCCCCGCACCUAUUCGUACAACAGCUAUCUGUCGGAUUUGUCCGAAGAGGCGAAGAUCAUCACCGAGGCUCUGGAGCUCCAUGCCGAUGAUAGGAACCGCCAGCGCGAGGAGAAUGUGCAAACGGGUGCUUCGCGGAAGUCGAGCGAAGACUCUCAUCGAGCGUCUCUUGAUGCCACUGCUUUGCCGCCUUUGCAGAAGACCAAUAUCAUGAUCGAUCCGUUACCAAUUAGCAAAGAGAAAGAGAAGGUUCUUUCGCGGACCCGCCCCAGCUGGCUUCCGCCUAAGGAUCAGAAAGAGGAGAAAAAGCAUCUCAGGCAGUAUCAGGAAAUGAUGGCCCAGUCUCGGGAGUCUGGUACGUAUUCAAGCAAUAUCUUGGACCAGUAUGACGCCGUGCUAACCAGCAUUCUAGAAAAACGCAAAGCCGCCAAAGAUGCAUCUGCGCAGUGCCACAAGGACAGCACCCGCGCAACCUUACAAAACAUCUGGGACGAAUACGUUACUCCAAACUGGGAGAGCGCCCUCCGUGAGCCUCGCAUCCGUGAGCUCUGGUGGCGUGGAAUCCCCCCACGCAACAGAGGUAGCAUCUGGCAGCGCGCGAUUGGAAAUGAGCUAGCUCUAAGCGAAGAAACAUUCACCAAAGCGCGCCAACGAGCCAAAGACCUCCGCACCAAGAAAGACGCCGAAAGCGAAACCAACAAGCGCCUCCAAGACUGCUUCGACGCAAUCGACACCGACGUCCCAAAAGCAUUCCCAGACCUAAACCUCUUCCAAAAAGGCGGGCCCCUCCACCCCAUCCUCAUCGACGUCCUCCAGGCAUACUGCAUGUACCGCAGCGACGUCGGCUACAUCCACGGCCUGCACACCAUCGCUGCCCUCCUAGUCCUUCAAUUCCCCACCCCCGCCUCCGCCUUCCUAGCAAUGGCCAACGCCCUCAACCGCCCCUUACCAGUCGCCUUCCUAACCUGGGACCGUGGCGCCAUGGCCCGCUCCUACACCCUCGCCUCCGACACCCUGCGCUACAAAUUCCCCCGCCUAUACACCCACCUCACUCAGGCAAUGAACCUCUCCGACGAAGAGCUAUGGGAGCCCAUCUUCCGCUCCCUACUAACAAACGGCCUCGACCUCGAGCGUCUCUCCCGCGUCUGGGACUGCUGGGUCUUCGAAGGCGACCGCAUCAUUAUCCGCUCCGCAGUCGCCAUUCUAGGUGGCUUACAGGCCCAACUCUUCUCUUUCCACGAAAGCACCGAGGAAAACCGUCUCGUCGUCCGCGACAUCCUAGGCUGGGGCCCGCGCCAUGUCGGUGCUAAUACCGCGAAGCCGAAAGAUCGUCACAGCGCGCCUGCUGCGGCUGGCUUCGCCGGCGGCCAGAUUGAGAAUCCUGGUAUCGCGGAUUAUUGGGUUCUUACUGCUGCUGGGAGCGAGGAUGGGUUUAUGAAGGCUGUUAGGGAGGCUGGGAAGGUCCGUCAGCAGCAGCAACCGCCGGCUUGA
Molecule: messenger RNA, 2310 nt
Organism: Penicillium soppii
Lineage: Eukaryota; Fungi; Ascomycota; Eurotiomycetes; Eurotiales; Aspergillaceae
Product: putative TBC domain protein
Exons: 1
Coding region: 1-2310 (769 amino acids)
Biological process (GO): activation of GTPase activity
Molecular function (GO): GTPase activator activity
Source: RefSeq, a predicted model, not a curated record